Hordeum vulgare subsp. vulgare (domesticated barley) is the source of this 1679-nucleotide messenger RNA. Its product is annotated as alpha/beta hydrolase domain-containing protein 17B. The coding region runs from base 202 to 1290 and encodes 362 amino acids. NCBI's taxonomy places the organism in Eukaryota, Viridiplantae, Streptophyta, Magnoliopsida, Poales, Poaceae. The record is from RefSeq and is a predicted model, not a curated record. The transcript is spliced from 5 exons.
GAUUAAACGCGCUCGCCAGGAAAAAAGCUCGCUCCAGCGAGUGAGUGAGCUCCCACCUCCCUCCCCCCUCCUCUCUGCUCCCACCACCACCACCACCACCAAACCCUCCGAUCCAAACCCUCCUCCACCUCGCAUGCCGCCGCGCGCCCCGAGGCGGCGGCGUAGCUGACCACACCGCGCCUCCCGGAGCCCGCCGACGUCAUGGGCGGGGUGACGUCCACCAUCGCCGCGCGCUUCGCCUUCUUCCCGCCCACGCCGCCCUCCUACACGGUCGUCGCCGACGCGGCCACCGGCCGCCUCCUCAUCCCCGAGAUCUCUCGCCCCCCCGCGCGCCGCCGGAGGCGGGACGGCGGCGGGGACUCCUCCUCCGCCGCCGCCGCCGAGGAGGAGGACGCCACGGAGGUGGUGCGCCUCCGCACGCGCCGCGGGAACGAGAUCGUCGCCGUCUACGUGCGCCACGCGCGGGCCUCCGCCACGCUGCUCUACUCCCACGGCAACGCUGCCGACCUCGGCCAGAUGUACGGCCUCUUCGUCGAGCUCAGCCGCCGCCUCCGCGUCAACAUUUUCGGGUAUGAUUAUGCUGGUUAUGGGAGGUCUACAGGGAAGCCCACUGAGUAUAAUACAUAUGCAGACAUUGAAGCAGCAUAUAACUGCCUCAAGGAAAAAUAUGGUGUGCCAGAUGAAGAUAUAAUUUUGUAUGGCCAGUCUGUUGGAAGUGGUCCAACCAUAGAUCUUGCUUCACGGUUGCCAAACUUGCGAGCUGUGGUUCUGCACAGUCCCAUUUUAUCCGGACUGAGAGUGCUAUAUCCAGUCAAAAAAUCUUUUUGGUUUGACAUUUACAAGAAUGUCGACAAGAUCAGCUUGGUAAAUUGCCCGGUUCUUGUCAUUCAUGGCACGUCAGACGACGUUGUUGAUUGGUCCCAUGGAAAGCAGCUAUGGGAGCUUUGCAAGGUGAAACAUUCACCUCUGUGGCUAAGUGGCGGUGGGCACUGCAACCUUGAGCUGUAUCCUGACUACAUCAGGCACUUGAAGAAGUUUGUGUCGAGCCUUGGCAAAAAAUCGACAAAACCUGACUUGAAAGAGUUACCAGCAACGGAAGACACUUCUCGUAAAGACGCAGAAUCUGUAUCCUCGGACAAACCGCAAGAAGCUGCAAAGUGCCGACAGAUCUCGCGGAAGAGCUUAGAUAGUAGAGUUGGGAAAUCCAAAACAGUGGAUGUUCCUGAAAAGCCACGAAUGAGCUCAGAUGACGUUGACAAGUUUAGGAGGAGAAGAUGCUUGGUUUGGUGAUCUAUGAUAUGACGUCUGCACAGUUGAUGGAGUAGUUUCCAAACACCAUGGAACGGGAAUCAAGCAACUGUGUCAUACUGUAUAGCGAGGAACGACGCCGACAGUUCCCGCAGUAGAGGGAUAAUAGCUGUUUAAAUGUGGGAAAAGGAACCGGAAGCUGCUGAAUAAACUGUUACGAGUAUUUAUCAAAGAGGGUACGUCUCAACAUGGUAACUUUCUUGGUUAAUUAACCUGUAUCGCAACCCCCCAGUGGCAGUAGGAUUCCCAUCAUGUAAAAGUGUACCGUUAUUGUCUGUAAUCACGGGGGACAGAGAUAGAACAUUUGCUGCCACAAGCAACAAAUUCUAGUCUGGAUAUGCAAAUAUAGUGUUCAUAUGUUUUGUGGCUUC